AUGCGGAAUCUUCAAGCUGCCACAAGAAAUGUUUUUAUACAUGAGAUGGCACCAUAUAGCUGGAUCAAUGUCACCUUAGUAACGCAAGACAUACAAGUAGAAAGGAAAGAUAUAUUACAGACAUGUUUGAAGCAAGAUUCGAAACCCGGAUCUUCCUGGUCAAACCUCUCCCAUACUGGGUCAUACCCAUCUCAUGGAUUGAAGUUUCAUCCAAUUUCUAAAUUAAAUUAUAAGGAAUAGCCAUUAUAUAAAAUUUGACAAAACAAAAUAUGCACUCCUCUAUGGCUAGUUUAUAGCAUACAACUGACCAUAGAGGAGUGCGGUAUCAAGCAUUAUUCGUACGGUUUCAAGGAUGCAUUCGGAAACUGGACUGGAAUGAUGGGAAUGAUCGCAAGGAACGAAACUGACAUGGCAUUCACCUACAUAAGUGUCACCGAAGAGAGGUCAUUUGUUGCAGAUUUCAGCGUACCUUACUACAAUCUUGAAAAAACUUUUAUAAUGAAUCACGCUUCAUUCUUGCCAAAAACAGCAGCAUUCGCGUAUCCUUUCAGCAGUCUCACAUGGAUUUUAUUUUUUGCCGUACUGCUCUUAAUGACAGUGCUAUUUCGAUCUUUGAUUGCACCAAAAGACUCAAUGAUUUCGGUUUUCAUCAAUGUGUGGGGAUCUUCUUUCGCACAAGGAAUAAGCUACAAUCCUCGUUCACUGUCCAGGCGGAUACCACUUGGAAUUUGGCUCAUUUAUUCAUAUUUUCUGAUUCUAGGUUACAGCUCUGUCCUGUUAUCAUUUUUGACGUCCCCAAUCAAAAUGAAACAAAUAAAAGAUUUCAAAGAUCUCUACACCGCAGUCAGAGAGGGGAAAAUGGAGUGUCUGGCUGCGGGUCCCACCCUUGAAGCAGAAUAUUUGUCUGAAAGCAUUGUACCUCAUUUCAAAGGAUUAGGGGAAUACAUUAAAAAGAAUAAAUGGUACUUCUAUCCGAAUAUCAGCCAAAUUGUUCCAGAAGACGUAGCAAUACUUGGGAACCCCACGUUUUUGCGAAUAUUUUUCGGGCCCCCUGAAAUGUACUUUUAUUCGAAAGAUAUUUUUGGAGAUUUUCCUUCAGGUGUUGCAAUCAGGAAAGAUUUUUGCUGCAAAGAGCGCUUCAAUCAAAUGAUACUCCGAAUUUUGAGUGGCGGCUUAUAUAAAAAAUUCGCGAACGAUGUCGUUUUCAAAAUCGAAUUAAAGAGAAAUUUGAACAGUAAUUAUUCUCAUAGUGCAUUAACCUCACCUUUAAGGUUAUCAGAUUUAAGUGGUGUGUUUAUUAUACUUGGGAUAGGCUGGGCAGUGGCUAUUUUUACUUUGAUAAUGGAAAUCACCUACAGCCUAUGGUUACGCUCAAAACCCCAGCAAACCUGA
This is a messenger RNA of Parasteatoda tepidariorum (common house spider), 1392 nucleotides long. Its product is annotated as glutamate receptor U1-like. NCBI's taxonomy places the organism in Eukaryota, Metazoa, Arthropoda, Arachnida, Araneae, Theridiidae. The record is from RefSeq and is a predicted model, not a curated record. Gene Ontology annotation, cellular component: membrane. Gene Ontology annotation, molecular function: ligand-gated monoatomic ion channel activity.